Molecule: messenger RNA, 582 nt
Organism: Aspergillus versicolor CBS 583.65
Lineage: Eukaryota; Fungi; Ascomycota; Eurotiomycetes; Eurotiales; Aspergillaceae
Product: DASH complex subunit DAD1
Exons: 4
Coding region: 133-444 (103 amino acids)
Cellular component (GO): mitotic spindle; mitotic spindle pole body; DASH complex
Source: RefSeq, a predicted model, not a curated record
CCACAGGAAACAUCCCACCGAGAACGCGUCAAGCUGUAGCAGAGGAACAGGGCAUCCACUAGCGAUACUCCGAUUAGAUCAGAUCAGAUCAGAUCUUCAGAUCAAUAUCGGUAUCCUAAACACAUAACCGAAAUGUCCGUGUCAACACCAGGCCCAAAAACAAGAUCCACCUCGCCGACGGUCUUUGAGCAGCAGCGCGAAGAACUCGUGCGCGAGAUUGCCGUCGGCAUGGAACAAGUCCUCCAAAACAUCAACCGGCUGAAUCGGAAUCUGGAGAGUGUUAUCUCGGUCGGCAACGAAUUCGGCUCCGUCGAGGCGCUAUGGUCGCAGUUCGAGAACUUCAUGGGCCGGCCGCAGGAGGAGGUCGAGCAGGCUCACGGUAGUAGUGGUGGCAGUCGGCAGAAGGAGGAGCAGGACGAGGGAGAGACUGAAGUUCAUCAAUAAUGACAUUUUUACGUUGAUACCUACAGGAUGGCAUGAUAUGAAAUGAAACGAUUUGUUUAUUUACUUUGUUUCUUUACUGGAGUUCGAUCCUGUACAUACAUAGAAUUAUUGCAUCGAAGUCAUAUUGUUUCUAUUGGC